AUGUUGGAAAUAGAAGGGCACCCUGGGCUUAUUAAAACAAUUAAUGAUGGAGAAGAAAUUGAAGACUAUUCUGAAGAUUCAGAUGUGGAAGUGGAGUACCAACCAUCAAAGCAAAAAAUAAAACGCAAAGCAGAUUUUGACCCUUCAUUUCAGUUUGUUGGUUCAGUCGAGGAAUAUAAUAAGGAUCCUUGGGAUGACUUACAAAAGUAUGUCAAGAGAAAUGUAAAACUAACAUUGGAUGAAAAGAUUGCUAAGAGGAGGCUCCAAACCCAGGUCAAUGGAAAUGCGGAUGCAGAUACUGAUUCAGAGCCAGAAGAUAAAAAUGUAGAUGAAUUAGAAAUAUCAGAUGAUGAAUUAAAAAGAGAUGAAAUAAAGGUCAAAGAGAAGAAGUUAAAUAAGAAGCAAAAGUUGAAACAGGAAUUGGAAGAAACUGACCCACAGGCACCUCGUGUAGAAUAUGAUGAGGAUUUCUUCGAAGAACCUCCACUAUAUGAUGAGAAUGCAUCAUUUUAUAUGAUGAACCUUUCAAGACCACUGCUGAAAGCGAUAGGCACCCUUAAUUAUAUUCAUCCCACUCCUAUACAAGCAGCCACCAUACCUAUAGGGCUCUUAGGCAAAGAUAUAUGCGCGUGCGCAGCAACGGGUACGGGUAAAACAGCAGCAUACAUGCUGCCGAUUCUCGAGCGACUAUUAUACAAAACUGUCGGGGAUAGAAUUACUAGAGUGCUUGUACUGGUGCCAACUCGAGAACUGGGUGCCCAAGACUUAUUAUGUAUGAAAAGUCGAGAUGUUCAUGCAGUAACAAGACAGCUGGCUCAAUUUACUUCAGUGACUGUUGGUCUGUCUGUUGGAGGGUUGGAUGUUAAAUACCAGGAAAGCGUUCUCCGUCGCAACCCAGAUAUUGUGAUAGCGACGCCAGGUCGUCUCAUAGACCACAUAAGGAAUACACCUUCUUUUGGAUUACACUGCAUUGAGGUUCUUGUACUGGAUGAAGCUGAUAGAAUGUUGGACGAAUACUUCGCUGAGCAAAUGAAGGAGAUCAUAAGGCAAUGUUCACCGAAGCGUCAAACUAUGCUGUUCUCGGCCACUAUGAGUGAUGAAGUCAAAGACCUGGCAGCGGUUUCACUAAACAAACCCGUAAAACUCUUCCUUGACUCCAAUAAGGACGUUGCUUUCAAUUUAAGACAAGAGUUUGUAAGGAUACGUAAAGAACGUGAGUCGGACCGCGAAGCGAUUCUUGCGGCGCUUGUGUGUCGAACGUUCAGAGAUCGUGCCGUUAUUUUUGUACAAACAAAGAAACAGGCGCACCGACUGCACGUCGCGUUAGGAUUACUUGGUAUCAAGGUAGCAGAACUACAUGGUGCUCUAAACCAGCCGCAGCGUUUAGACUCGCUAAAACGGUUCAAGGAUGAACAAGUAGAUGUCCUAGUGGCUACUGAUGUCGCAGCGAGAGGUUUGGACAUACCGGGAGUCAAAACUGUCAUUAACUUUACUUUACCAGCUACUUUGGAACACUACAUCCAUAGGGUCGGCAGAACAGCCCGAGCGGGUCGCGCAGGUGUGUCCGUGUCGCUAGCAGGUGAAGGGGAACGUGUACUCGUUAAAGCGAUAGUAAAAAGAGCCAAGCGCCCGGUAAAAUCACGCCAAGUACCACCUGACAUAGUAGCCAAGUAUCGGGAGAAGAUGGCCAAGUUGGAACCAGAAAUUGGGGCCAUCCUAAACGAGGAAUACGCAGAAAAGCAAUUAAAGAAAAUGGAAAAACAGACGGAAAAGUUGGAAGGUGCCAUGAAAAAGAAGGAAGAUGGACCACAGGUGGAGUCAAAAAGGAGCAGAGAGUGGUUCCAGACUUCUAAGGAGAAACGUCAAGAGAAGGAACGGUUAACUUUGGCUAGGCAUCAAGGCAAAGAUGCACAAAAAGGCAAGAAACGCCGAAGGGAUGACGAUUCAGACGACGACGCACCCAAAAAGAAAAAGAAGCAAACCAAGCACGCUCCAAAGGAUUCGGCUGAGGAACGGGUCAGGCGGGAAAUGGAAAAGGUUGCUCUACUACAAUCACGACUGGCGAAGGGCAAGAAAAAACAACGCAGGAUUCGUGCAGUUGAAGAGGAUGACGACAGACCGACACAACGCAAAAAUACAGGAAUGAAACCCAAGAAAAAGCUGACCAACUUUACUAAUGACUUGACUGAUACAUCUAAGUCUUCAACUAAACGGCUACGUUAUGACGCAAAUAGAGUCCAAAAGGGCAAACCUCUUCAAAGGCCUAUGCAGAAGGGAAAAGGAAAACCUAAUAAAGGAAAUAAUAAAUCGAAAGGCAAAACUUUUGGCAAACCAAAAGUUGGAAAAAGAUAA
Messenger RNA from Leptosia nina, 2352 nucleotides. The record is from the annotation of a GenBank genome assembly. NCBI's taxonomy places the organism in Eukaryota, Metazoa, Arthropoda, Insecta, Lepidoptera, Pieridae.